Lycium barbarum (goji berry) is the source of this 402-nucleotide messenger RNA. The record is from the annotation of a RefSeq genome assembly. NCBI's taxonomy places the organism in Eukaryota, Viridiplantae, Streptophyta, Magnoliopsida, Solanales, Solanaceae.
AUGACCUUAAAUCUUAGUGUACUGACCCCUAAUCGAAUUGUUUGGGAUUCAGAAGUGGAAGAAAUCGUUUUAUCUACUAAUAGUGGUCAAAUUGGCAUAUUACCAAAUCACGCCCCUAUUGCCACAGCUGUAGAUAUAGGGAUUUUGAGAAUACGCCUUAACGACCAAUGGUUAACGAUGGCUCUGAUGGGUGGUUUUGCUAGAAUAGGCAAUAAUGAGAUCACUGUUUUAGUAAAUGAUGCGGAGAAGGGUAGUGACAUUGAUCCACAAGAAGCUCAGCAAACUCUUGAAAUAGCGGAAGCUAAUGUGAAAAAGGCUGAAGGAAGGAGACAAAAAAUUGAGGCAAAUCUAGCUCUCCGACGAGCUAGAACACGGGUGGAGGCUAUCAAUCCGAUUUCAUAA